GAUUAAAUCGGAACACCCCUACCCCUGCAGAACUGAAUAUGAAUUCAAUAUCAAUAAUCUCAGAUUGUAGUUUGUUUUGAUGUUUUGUAUUGCUCUUUUUAAUAGAAAUAAAAUUUUAAUUAUGUUAUCUAAAGUGUAUAAUUAAAAACUAACCGUUUAUCUUGCUAUGAAUUAAAUAGUAAACUAACUACAUUUGAGAAUCUGAAAAUGAGCAAAUUAAGUAUACGUCUUGUGUUGGGUUGUACUUUUGUCAUAACUGCCCUGUUAACAACCAUUAUUCUUGUUCUUUAUCAUGUGUUAACAGGUAAAGGCGAAAGAAUAAGCAUUGGAUGGUUUCUUGCAAAUACUUCACCUCAUAUGUGGUGUUGUUUAGGCAUUGGUUUAUCAGUUUCCCUGUCAAUAGUUGGAGCUGCAGUGGGCAUUCACACUACUGGAGUGAGUAUUGUUGGAGGUGGUGUUAAAGCACCAAGAAUAAAAACGAAGAACUUAGUUUCUGUAAUAUUUUGUGAAGCUGUAGCUAUAUAUGGAUUGAUUACAGCAAUUGUAUUGUCUGGCUAUAUGGAAGAAUUUACUUGGAGUUUGGUUAUCAAUGACCCUUUUCUGUACUCCAAUAAUUGGUUUGGAGGAUAUCUAAUGUUUGGUUCAGGACUUUCUGUUGGAUUGGUCAAUCUAUUUUGUGGUAUGGCCGUUGGGAUAGUUGGGUCAGGAGCGGCAUUGGCGGAUGCUGCGGAUUCAUCAUUAUUUAUGAGAAUACUAGUAAUAGAAAUUUUUGGAAGUGCUAUUGGUUUAUUUGGUUUGAUUGUAGGAAUCUAUAUGGUUUCUAAAGUUCAGAUGGGAGACAAAAUUCAUUAAAUAAUUUAAUAAAUAGAAGUAAAUAUGCGUAGAUUACAAUUUACUUAUUGGUAUAUUUGUUUUUUGGCAUCUUGUUGUCUUUGAAGGGUAAUAUUGAUUUUCAAAUUGUUUUGCAACAGUAAAUAUUUAUAAUUAUUCUAUAUUUAGAAUGAUUAUUGUUAUUGUUAUAACUAUUUUUAAAGACAUUACUGUGAUUCUUAUCAAAUUGCUGUCUAGAUUGAUUGAGACUUUGAUUCAAAAUGGGAGAUUAUAAUUAGUAAAAAACUCAGUUACUUUAUGCAGCAAGCUGCAUGUUUUAAGUUGAAUGUUUUGUAAAAAUACUUCCUCUGAUUCAUUUACACGUAUAUGGAAAGGAAGGGCGAUUAUAUUAAUUUAAAUAAAUCAGAUUUAUUCAUGACAUUUUAGUAUUAAGUUUCUCAUUUUAUGUUUAUAUAAUACAUGAAAAGAAACUUUUUUGUUUGAAGAUAACUAUAGAAUUUUAUGUUAAAUAUAUAUUGACACUGUAUAGAGAAAAAGACAAAAUCUUUAUGAACAUACAAAAAAUAUAAACUCCCACCACAAGUUCUCCCAGUAUCUACCAACCAUACUUCAAAAUGUAUUAAAAUAUUAACAAAAAUAUGCAAAAUAAUUUCAUAACCACAAGUAACUCUAGUGAGAUAAUAUUAUUUUGAAACGUUAGUUGAGGAUUGAUCUAAAAGUAACUCAGGCAACACUGAAAUACAAGAGAAAAAAUUGAAAAUUUUCAAAAAGCCUACAAUUUAUAAAAAUAUAUGCAGUUAAAAUGAAAAAAUAUCUUUGUAAUCAAUCCUUUGCAAACAAGUUUUAAAAAUUUUAUUUAAUAGAUGAAAACAACAGGUUGUAAAUUCUAUUUUUAUUACUCUAAUUAUUAAAAUACUUGGAACGUAUGUAUGUUGUAAAUUCAGAAAAGAUUGGUAUGACUUAAUCGAAUUAGAUGAAAAGGAUGUAACUGAUAAACCCACUUAAAAUGAUUUUAAUAGCCCCUCUUUAACUGCUACAAUGAUAUUUUGAAGUUUAUACAGAUGAAACGCAUAUUGAAACUACAGAAUUUGUAUAAAAAUCUAUUUUAUAAAAAAGUUGUAAUUGAUCUAAGCCACAAAUAAGUAGAGAUUGAACAAAACCAUUGAGUAAUAACAUACCUACAAUAACAUAUGUAAAUAAUUGGUUAAGAGAGCAUGAAACUAAAGUUGAGACGAUUGAAAUGAAAAGUUUGAGAAUAAUAGUGGGACAAAUGAAAUAGGGCAUAAGGAAAACACACAUCAAUAAACAACAAGUCAAUGGAUGUGGGGAGGAAUGACAAGGAUAAUAAUAGAGGUAGACGCAACCAAGAAUAACUCAAACCAAGAUGAAAAUUGAUUGUGAAGAUAGAAAAAAUCAAGUGAAACCUGUGUGGUAUUUGUCAAGUACAGAAAA
Molecule: messenger RNA, 2283 nt
Organism: Diorhabda carinulata
Lineage: Eukaryota; Metazoa; Arthropoda; Insecta; Coleoptera; Chrysomelidae
Gene: VhaPPA1-1
Product: V-type proton ATPase 21 kDa proteolipid subunit c''
Exons: 3
Coding region: 208-852 (214 amino acids)
Biological process (GO): proton transmembrane transport
Cellular component (GO): proton-transporting V-type ATPase, V0 domain
Molecular function (GO): proton-transporting ATPase activity, rotational mechanism
Source: RefSeq, a predicted model, not a curated record